CUGCACAAAUUCGUCAAAUGGAUGACAAUCGAAAUAGAACAAUGCUAAAUAGUCAAGAACGCAAUAUUGUUAACAGUGUUAUACACGGAAAAUCUGAACAACAUACACCAAAAUUUGACAAAGACUUGCAAGAUUUAACACAGAAAUAUACUCCAAAUAAUCAGUAUCGUCCUAAAGACGGCCUAUAG
This is a messenger RNA of Rotaria sordida, 188 nucleotides long. Lineage: Eukaryota; Metazoa; Rotifera; Eurotatoria; Philodinida; Philodinidae. The record is from the annotation of a GenBank genome assembly.